AUGCCUCUAGAUGAAGGAGAGACCCUCUCAAGGGCAGUGCAGCAGCUUCGCCGAGCGUGCGGUGAUAUGGUUAGCGCGACCGCCGAGUUGGGAACAGCGCGUGACGCCAUGGCGCGCGAAAAGCUGCGGAAGUCGCGCAUACUAGUCACGCAAUAUGAGGAGAAGGUUAGUGGGAUUCUUGCCAUGGGUAUAGACGCGGAGUUGGUCUCUCUGCGGGGAGAUUACAACGCGGCGAGGGCAGAAUUUGAUCAGGUCAACAAGGAGGCGAUUCGAAAGGAGAAACAGACGUGGCGCCCUACUACUAAGGCUGAUUCGGUCGAGGGAGAGAAGCGUGGCGCUGUGGGUGCAGCUCUCAUGGCCCAGAGCCCUGGGCGUUUGCAGGAGAUCAGGGUUGUUGACAUGUCGAGGCUCCAUACGGAGGAAGCUCUCCAGCGGGAAAAGCUUCUCGGCGUGCGAGAAAUAGAGACCAACAUGAUGGAUCUUCACACCAUGUACCAGGAAUUCCAUGAUCUUUUGCACCAUCAGCAAGCCAAUCUGGACAUUGUAACGGAAGGCGUGUCGGGUGCCAAGACGUCUGUGGAGGGUGGAAGGAAAGAGCUCGCAGUAUCCUCCAGACGGCAGAAGUGUGGUCGAAAGUUGCUGUUUGCCAUUACUGUCGUGUUAGUUAUUGUCAUUAUUGUAGUGAUUGUUGUGGUGUUUCUUGUGAAGAGCUGA
Molecule: messenger RNA, 714 nt
Organism: Trypanosoma rangeli
Lineage: Eukaryota; Euglenozoa; Kinetoplastea; Trypanosomatida; Trypanosomatidae
Product: syntaxin 7
Exons: 1
Coding region: 1-714 (237 amino acids)
Biological process (GO): exocytosis; intracellular protein transport; vesicle fusion
Cellular component (GO): plasma membrane; SNARE complex; endomembrane system
Molecular function (GO): SNARE binding; SNAP receptor activity
Source: RefSeq, a predicted model, not a curated record